AUGGGGUACGCGAGUUUAGAUGCAUCACUUUCGUUUCCUGAUGAUAAUCUUCUACCGAGUAAAAGAUCGAUCUUAAUAACGGAUACCCUUUCAGCUUCAGGAAAUUUUCUCAUUCACCAUUUCAUAGUUAAUCAAGUAAAAUCCGAUAAACAUGUAGUACUAGUUGGCCUUUCUCAAAUUUUUAAUCACUACUUAACAAUUGGUCGUAAAUUGGGAGUAAAUUUAACUCUCGCCACUCAAAAAGGCGCAUUUUCUUUUAUAGAUGGAUUAACUUCAUUAUAUUCACAAACAGAUGGUUUUUCAAAAUCCACUUCUACAACGAUAACGAAACCAACGGCCGUGUUAACUUGUUCAACUAGAACCAGUUCAAUGUCAACUUCGCCAAUUUCAAAAGAAUUAUUACAAAACUUUUAUAAAGUGAUUAAACAAACGAUUGUAGCUCGUCAUUCAUCAAUUGAUGAUACACGCGUAUGUUUGAUUUUUGAUGAUUUAUCAAUCUUGUUAUAUGUAGGAUUUAAUGUGAGGGAUAUAUUAGAAUUCGUUAAAGCUUGUCGUAUGUUGAUCGAAAAGUAUAAUGGGUCAUUAAUAAUUUUGAUUCACGCGGAUGAGGAUGUAUCACCAUCCUCAAUUGAUGAUGAGUUGGAUCAAGAGAUUUUUUUAAAGUCUUUGAUAUAUCAAUCGGAAUAUUUAUUAUCAGUUCGUGGAUUAGGAUCCGGUUUUUCAAGAGAUGUAUCAGGCGAAAUUACGAUGGCUCGUGGACCAAAAAAUCAGGAUAAAUGGUUUAGACCUUCAACAUUACAUUAUAAAGCAUUAGAUAAUAAUGUUCAAUUUUUUGCAAAAGGAUUUUCACAGGGUGUACUGUGA
Messenger RNA from Funneliformis mosseae, 864 nucleotides. The record is from the annotation of a GenBank genome assembly. Lineage: Eukaryota; Fungi; Glomeromycota; Glomeromycetes; Glomerales; Glomeraceae.